Messenger RNA from Meloidogyne enterolobii, 1501 nucleotides. Lineage: Eukaryota; Metazoa; Nematoda; Chromadorea; Rhabditida; Meloidogynidae. The record is from the annotation of a GenBank genome assembly.
CACUUGCUUAAAAGAAAAGAUGGGUCGAAUAGUGCCACAAAGAAAGAUGACAUAUUUUGAAGUUAAAGGAAUUCAAGAUUCAACACGCGAUCAAGUACGGGUACCUAAUGUCAUUGCUUUGGUUGGAUUGCCUGCUAGAGGAAAAACUUAUAUUUCCCACAAACUUUGUAGAUAUUUAAAUUGGAUUGGAAUUAAAACUAAAGCCUUUAAUGUUGGUGAGUAUAGACGCCAAGCCUGUGAUUUUUUUCAACAAGGUGCUUCAGAUUUUUUUAGUCCACUUAAUGAACAAGGAACACAAAUUCGAGAUCACUGUGCCAAACUAGCAAUGGAAGAUAUGGGUAGAUAUUUGGAAAAUAAGGAGGGGGAAGUUGCGAUUUUCGAUGCAACAAAUACAACAAGGGAAAGGAGAAGGUGGCUAGUUGAUUUUUGUCAAGAAGGGGAAAGAGAGCCAAAAUUUCGAAUAUUUUUUAUUGAAAGUAUUUGUGAUGAUCCAGAAAUUAUUAAUUCGAAUAUUGCGGAAGUCAAAAUAAGUUCUCCCGAUUAUAUGGGAAAAAUGACUGAAGAAGAAGCACGUCAAGAUUUUUUAAAACGAAUUGAAAAUUAUAAAAUUCAAUAUGAGCCUUUAAAUGACGAUAUUGAUGACGACCUUUCUUACAUUAAGGUAAUUAAUGCUGGACGUUCUUUUUAUGUUCACAACGUAAAUGGCCACGUCCAAAGUCGAGUAGUCUAUUUUUUGAUGAAUAUUCAUUUAUUGCCUCGUUCAAUUUAUUUAACAAGGCAUGGAGAGAGUGAAUAUAAUAGAAUUGGAAGAUUAGGAGGAGACAGCCCCCUUAGCGAAAAUGGUAUUAAUUAUGCACAGAAACUGCAUGGAUAUUUUCAGCAUGAAAACAUUGGUGAUUUACGAAUUUGGAGUUCACAGAAAAUUAGAGCUGCCCAAACAGCCAAUUACCUCAAAGAUUUGGCUGCACAUGUAGAAUAUUGGAAAGUUUUGGAUGAAAUUGAUGCUGGAAUUUGUGAAGGAUUGACUUACAAAGAUUUUGAAUUACGUUAUCCAACACAAUUUAUUGAAAGAGACAAGGACAAAUAUCACUACAGAUAUCCAUCUGGAGAAAGUUAUGAAGAUUUGGUUGCUCGUUUAGAGCCUGUAAUUAUGGAGCUGGAAAGGCAGUCAAAUGUUCUUGUCGUUUCACAUCAAGCUGUUCUCCGCUGUAUUCUUGCCUAUUUUAAUAAUAAAAAUCGUGAAGAGUUGCCUUAUUUGGAUGUCCCAUUGCACACAGUAAUUAAACUGACACCGAAAGCUUAUAGUUGUCUAAUCGAAAUGUUUAAAUUCAAAGUAGAUGCUGUUGAUACUUAUAGAGCUAAACCUGGAGAGGUGAAAAAACCACCAGCACCAAUCCCUGAAGAAGAAAUAGAUCCUCCACCAUUAGAAAAUCAACAAUCCAUAGAAAAUUUGAAUGAACUUCUAACUAAUGGAUUUUUAAUUGAGGGAGAACAUAACUAA